Phyllotreta striolata is the source of this 555-nucleotide messenger RNA. The record is from the annotation of a GenBank genome assembly. Lineage: Eukaryota; Metazoa; Arthropoda; Insecta; Coleoptera; Chrysomelidae.
AUGUUGAUUUACGAUUUAAGAAAAAACCUUAAAAUAUUAAAUAGAAGAUUCAAGGUGCCCGCGGAUUAUGAUGAAGAUUAUCAAAAACAAAUUAGUCUUAUAUUAAAAAGUUGUGCUAAACAACACGCUUAUCUACAACAGUUUAUGGACAAGAAUAUUAAUAAUCACGAUUUCAUGAAUUUUGUGGGAACACUAUUAUUUGUUACUGCUUCAUUUACUGCAAUCUCUAUGAUAUACAUUGUAAUGAAUAGAUUACGUCCUAAAUACGACAUACCUUUGGUCCUUUUGUCAGUAUUGAUUGUUAUUGCUUAUUUGUUGUAUUGCCACUAUGGUCAAACACUAAUGAACGAGUGUGAAUUCUUUUAUGACGCAUUAUACAGCACCCCUUGGAUUUAUUGGAACAAAGAAAACCGAAACCUCCUGCUAACGAUCCUAACUUUAGCAAGAAAACCUCUUGCAGUUCAAUUUUAUGGUAUUAUGUACGUUAAUUAUUCAAUGAUCUUAUCGGCUGUCCGCUUAUGCUACAGCAUAUUUACAAUUGCUCACAAAUUAUAG